AUGUGGCCCGCUAUUGACUCUCUUGGAUUUAAAAUGGAUUGGAAAUUCGCCCAGCGUCAUGUAUUACGACUUGCCGCUGCCACGGCUGCCCUCCUUUUGGUGGCGUUCCUCUACAUUAAUUUCAAUGUGGGAUCAUCAACAAUGGGGGAGGCUAUCCGGGUAAAUAACAAAACGCAGUCCUGUAUAGACUUCGACCCUGCAACUGUAUCCGAGAAGCUGCAUUCGACCAUAAGGCUGAAGCAACACACCUACAAUAACGCGGAGAUUUCCGAGUUUGUGUGCAGUAUUUUGAACCAUGAUAUGAAUCUCACCGCCAAGCUUGACUGCUCCGUGUCCAUUGACUCCCGAUAUGAACAUCUGCGGCCCUCACCAUCCGGGAGCCCCCGGAUUCAAUACUACUUCGCAUUGGAUCUCUACCAAGCUGUGCACAUCAUUCUCCCACUUAUGGGCGCCAUAAUGGAGGCAAUACGCUAUCUGGGACCCGAGUACUGUGCGCUCUCUAUCGUGGAAGGCCGAUCAACGGACGGUACAUACGCUAUUCUUGCCGGUCUAAAGACUGAGCUCGCCGCCAUGGGUGUGCCCUACUUCCUUGUCCGAGACUACCUGGACCCCAAAGCUGGAGGCGAAAAUCGCAUCACGGCAUUAUCGCAUCUCCGCAACCUCGCUCUUGAACCGUUACUGGAAGAGAGCAAGAGCAAACAUAGCCGGCUUGCCUCCAAGCCCACGAUUAUUUUCGUGAAUGAUAUCGUGAUCUGCCCCGAAGAUAUCCUGGAAUUAAUACACCAGCGCGUGAUACAGUCCGCAUCAAUGACCUGCGCUUUUGACUGGAACAAAAACGCCGGCAAUUUCUACGACUCCUGGGUUUCGCGCUCGAUGUCGGGCAAUCUGUUCUUCGAAGUAACUCACGAUGGCAGGCACUGGCUCGGUGACGACAUGUUUUUUGACCAUCCUGACAGUGCAGCCCGAUGGGAUCAAACUCUUCCGAUACAGGUUUAUUCCUGCUGGGGUGGAAUGGUCACUCUCGACGCGGAACCGUUUAUCCGGGGAAGUAUUGCAUUUCGCAGCUCAGACAAAGAGGAGUGCUACAUGGGCGAGCCCAUGACGCUCGCCAAAGACCUCUGGAAGCAGGGUAGGGGCCAGAUCCUCGCCGUGCCUUCUGUGAAUACUGGAUACGAAUACGACCAAGCGCGGGAUGCAAAAGGACGGCGCGGGUACGUCCACGAUAUUGUCAAUCACACUCAAUACAACACAGAGGCGGAGCUAGUGAAAUGGCAGAAGGCUCCUCCACCCAUGGUGAAAUGCAUGCCAGUGUUUGAACGGCAGUGGUGGACGACACCUGUUUGA
Messenger RNA from Aspergillus oryzae RIB40, 1344 nucleotides. RefSeq names its product glycosyltransferase family 69 protein. The record is from RefSeq and is a predicted model, not a curated record. Bases 1 to 1344 code for a protein of 447 amino acids. The transcript has a single exon. Lineage: Eukaryota; Fungi; Ascomycota; Eurotiomycetes; Eurotiales; Aspergillaceae.